This is a messenger RNA of Chenopodium quinoa (quinoa), 537 nucleotides long. RefSeq lists its product as uncharacterized. The record is from RefSeq and is a predicted model, not a curated record. Bases 1 to 537 code for a protein of 178 amino acids. NCBI's taxonomy places the organism in Eukaryota, Viridiplantae, Streptophyta, Magnoliopsida, Caryophyllales, Amaranthaceae. The transcript has a single exon.
AUGGCCUCUUCUCCAACUGGUCAGUCCACUUAUGCUCCCAUGGACAUUGCUUCAGCAAUGCACACCAUGACCCUUAAUCCGCCUGAUCCGUCUUGGUAUAUGGACACUGGUGCAACGUCUCAUAUGACAUCCUCGAACAGUAAUUUUUCGUCUUAUUUUAAUUUGAGCAAUAAUUCUAGUGGUACUAUUGUCGGAAAUGGUCAUUCAAUUCCAGUUCAUGGUUAUGGUCAUACUUGUUUACCCUCUUCUAAUCUUCCAUUAUCGUUAAAUAAUGUCCUUCAUGCUCCCAAAAUCAUCAAAAAUGUAAUUUCUGUUCGAAAAUUUACAACUGAAAACUCUGUUUCGGUUGAAUUUGAUCCUUUUGGGUUUUUUGAGAAGGAUUUUCAGAUGGGGAUGCCUAUCAUGAGAUGUAAUAGUCGGGGUGAUCUUUAUCCACUCACUUCUUCCAUCAACACUCAAGCUUGUUCUUCUGCUUUAGCCGCCAUCUAUCCCUCUCUAUGGCAUGAUCUAGUGUGUAGAUUCUUUGCUAGGGAUUAG